UGCAAAACAUACGGUUUAUAAAGCGUUGAAAUGUUUUGUUUAUAUUUUUGUUGAUUUAAUUUAGAAAUCAAUGUAAAUGUGAUUCAAGUGUUUGUCACUCAACACAACCCUUAUUAUCAUUGCAUAGAAGUGUAGUCUUAGUGGACAAGAAUCUGGUGAUGGACUCAAUCCCAUCGGUGGCCAAAGAGGCAGUUCUGGUGAAGAGUCACGCGAAGUGUGCGGACAAUGACUCGUCAGUGGAUCAGAACGGAAGACACGCGUCGAUGGCAUCCAUUCUGGACUCAUAUCCCACUCAAGUGAUGGGCUAUGACUUCAACCAAGGGAUCAAUCACUCGGCGCUACUCCAGACAUAUCUGACCACCGGUUUCCAGGCGACCAACUUUGGACUCGCUGUACAACAGAUCGAGACUAUGCUGAAGAGUCGCGACGAGCCAUACGAAGAGGACCUCUUGGAAAGUGAUCCGUUUAUUCGCCGAAAGAGCGGAUGCACUAUAUUUCUGGGCUACACAUCAAACAUGAUAUCUAGUGGUGUGAGGGAUACCAUCAGGUUUCUGGUCCAACACAAAAUGAUUGACUGCAUUGUGACCACCGCUGGCGGCGUAGAGGAAGACAUAAUCAAAUGUUUGGGUGAGACAUAUGUCGCCGACUUUAACAUAAGUGGCAGUCUUUUAAGAGACGAAGGGGUCAACAGAAUCGGCAAUCUAUUGGUUCCGAACGAUAAUUACUGUAAGUUUGAGAAUUGGGUUCAACCGGUUCUCAACCAAUUGCUGAGCGAACAGAAAGACAGCCAACAGAUAUGGUCGCCGUCGAAGAUCAUCACCCGUUUGGGUGAGAAGAUUAACAACGAAGAGUCGAUCCUGUAUUGGGCGGCCAGGAAUCAGAUACCGGUCUUCUGUCCGGCGCUGACCGACGGCUCGUUGGGUGAUAUGAUAUACUUUCAUACGUAUAGAAAUCCGGGUCUUGUCAUCGAUAUUGUUCAGGAUAUCCGACGGAUCAAUACGAUUGCAGUGAAGGCCCGGAAGUCAGGGAUGAUUAUAUUGGGCGGCGGUUUAGUCAAACACCAUAUUUGUAACGCUAACUUAAUGCGAAACGGCGCCGACUUCUCAGUGUUUGUAAACACAGCCAAUGAGUUCGAUGGGAGCGAUGCGGGCGCCCGACCCGACGAAGCCGUCUCGUGGGGUAAGAUUAAGAAAGAGGCGAAACCCGUCAAAAUAUACGCCGACGCGUCGCUCAUAUUCCCACUACUGGUGGCCGAAACGUUUGCGAGGCAUCACCACUACAGGUGUGCUUAA
Molecule: messenger RNA, 1292 nt
Organism: Medioppia subpectinata
Lineage: Eukaryota; Metazoa; Arthropoda; Arachnida; Sarcoptiformes; Oppiidae
Source: the annotation of a GenBank genome assembly